Messenger RNA from Eruca vesicaria subsp. sativa (arugula), 2801 nucleotides. The record is from the annotation of a GenBank genome assembly. Lineage: Eukaryota; Viridiplantae; Streptophyta; Magnoliopsida; Brassicales; Brassicaceae.
AUGGAGAGGUCUUAUGGACUUUUGUUGCUGAUAAUCAAAACCUUGGCCAUUAUUCAUAUAGUACAAGCUCAGAGCCAACAAGGUUACAUCACUUUGGACUGCGGGCUACCAGCGAAUGAACCAUCUCCUUAUAAAGAGGAUUCAACAGGGUUACAAUUCUCUUCGGAUGCAACAUUCAUCCAGAGUGGGAAACCCGGUACAAUUCAGCCAAGUCUAGCGAGUAGAUAUAUUAAGCCAUAUACAACGCUGAGAUCUUUUCCGAAUGGCACACGGAAUUGCUACAACCUACGUGUCGAGAAGGGGAGAAACCAUCUGAUCAGGGCUAGGUUUUUGUAUGGAAACUAUGAUGGCCUUGACAAUAACCCCACGUUUGAUCUGUAUCUUGGACCUAACCCAUGGGCCACUAUAGAUUUGCAUAAGCGAGUGAAUGGUACAAAACAAGAGAUCGUUCACAUCCCAACAUCAAACACGUUGCAAGUCUGUCUUGUUAAGACUGGGACGACUACGCCGGUGAUCUCGACCUUGGAAAUACGGCCUAUGGGAAAGGAUUCUUAUAGCACUCAAUCUGGUUCUUUGAAUCUCCACUUUCGAGAAUAUUAUAGCGAAUCAAAGACUCCCCUAAGGUACCCUAACGAUGACUAUGAUCGCCAAUGGACUGCGUUUUUUUCGGAAAAUUGGACUCAGUUAAGCACCACUAGCGAUGUGGGAAACACCAACGAAUAUAAUCCACCAAAAGCUGCACUUGCAACUGCAGCCAUACCUACUAAUGCCAGUGAGCCAUUGACAAUUUACUGGAGUAAUCCGGAGAAACCUGAUGACCAAUAUUACGUGUAUAGACACUUUGCUGAGAUCCAAAACCUGCGGAGUAAUGAAACCAGGGAGUUCAACAUGGUAUGGAAUGGGGAACUUUUGCCGUCUGACCCUAUAAUUCCUAGGGAGUUAGAGAUAAUUACCAUCUAUAGCGUGGCGCCAAAGACCUGCCCUGAAGGGGAAUGUUAUUUUCAGCUGAAAAGAACCAACAGAUCAACCCUUCCACCUCUACUUAACGCUAUUGAAGUCUACACAGUUAUCGAGUUUCCACAGUCUGAAACAAAUGAGAACGAAGUGGUUGCUAUUAAAAACAUUGAAGCCACUUAUGGAUUGAGUAGAAUCAACUGGCAAGGCGAUCCAUGUGUCCCUCAAGACCUUAGGUGGGACGCUUUAAACUGUAGCCAUGUGGAUCUCUCCACACCACCAAGAAUCACUUCUUUAAACUUGUCUUCAAGUGGUUUAUCUGGACACAUAGCAGCUGCCAUUCAAAAUCUUACGCAACUGGAAAAAUUGGAUCUGUCAAACAAUAACCUAACUGGAGAAGUGCCUGAGUUUCUAGGCAACAUGAAAUUAUUGUUGGUGAUAAACUUAAGUGGGAAUGAUCUCAGUGGUUCAAUUCCUCAAUCUUUACAGAGAAAAGGAAUCAAGCUAGCUCUUGAAGGAAAUCCAAGGAUUUUCCCCACAUCUGGUUCACCAGGAAAAACACAUAAAAAGAGCCUUUUAGUGCCAAUUGUUGCAUCUGUUGGUUCCGUGGCUAUCCUCAUUGCCGCAUUGGUUCUAUAUCUUGUUCUCAGAAAGAAAAAACAGCCUACUGUUAAAGUUGUUGACCCACCACCAAGUAUGCCUACCGUGAAUGUUACAUAUGGUCAUUCACCUGAGCCAUCAAUUGAGAUGAAAAAGAGAAGGUUUGCUUAUUCAGAGGUUAUACAAAUGACGAACAAUUUCGAAAGAGUUGUAGGGGAAGGAGGAUUUGGAGUUGUUUGUCAUGGUACUGUCAAUGGUUCUCAACAGGUGGCUGUUAAGCUACUAUCUCAAUCAUCAACUCAAGGCUAUAAAGAGUUCAAAGCAGAGGUUGACCUUCUACUGAGAGUUCACCAUACAAAUUUGGUAAGCCUUGUUGGAUAUUGUGAUGAAGGAGAAAAUUUGGCCCUCAUCUAUGAGUUUGUACCUAAUGGAGACUUAAGACAACAUCUAACGGGAAAAGGAGGCAAAUCUGUCAUCAAUUGGGGUAUUCGGCUAAGGAUAGCUGUGGAAGCAGCACUAGGUUUGGAGUACUUACACAUUGGGUGCACACCACCAAUGGUUCAUAGAGAUGUCAAAACUACAAACAUAUUGUUGGACGAGCAUUACAAGGUCAAACUCGCUGAUUUUGGGCUCUCCAGGUCUUUCCCAAUUGGAGGUGAAACUCACGUUUCAACGGUGGUUGCUGGUACUCCUGGUUACUUGGAUCCUGAGUAUUACCAUACAGGUCGGUUGGGUGAGAAAAGUGAUGUUUACAGUUUCGGCAUUGUGUUAUUGGAAAUUAUCACAAACCAACCAGUGAUUGAUCGAAACCGAAGAAAUUCUCACAUAACACAAUGGGUUGGGUCUGAGCUCAACGGAGGGGAUAUUGCAAAGAUCAUGGAUCCAAAUCUUCACGGGGAUUAUGAUUCACAUUCUGCCUGGAGAGCUCUUGAGCUGGCAAUGUCCUGCGCUGAUCCAACUUCAGCAAGACGACCAACCAUGUCUCAUGUUGUUAUCGAACUAAAAGAGUGUGUUGUAGCUGAAAACUCGAGGAGAAAUAUGAGUCCAAGAAUGGAUUCACUGAGUUCCACUGAAGUGAGCACGACCUUUGAUAGUGGUAUGAUUCCCACAGCAAGAUAGUGUCACGUAUCACAAGUACAAUAACCUUGGUAAUAUUUUGUGUGCCUAUUGGUUUUCAAAUUUUUUUGGAAAAAAAUUAAAAAAAAACAUUUGUAAUAUUUUGAUUGAAAUAAAUAUAUAUAGUUUGG